GUAUUCUACUUAGGAAGAAACGAAACAGAAAAUCAGAAUCUGAUCUUCAAACUCAAACCCUAACAUUACAACAAAAAAAUCAAUGUAUCGACUUUUCUCUUGCAUUCGCCAUGGCCGUGGAUCUUCCCUAGUAUCUCUCCUUGCAUCAAAACCUGCGUUUCCAUUCGAUGCCGCUAUGCGACCUCGCCGCUUACCUCAAAACGACGGACAUGUUAGGGGAUUUUCAAGUUCAAAUUUUGAUUGGGGAAGCCUUCUAAGAAACCAGAAUGUGAAUGCAGAGGGGAAUGCUCCUCCAGACAUGCGGAAUUUAGAAAACAGAAAACGCAUAAGCUGGAAUAAUGGGAACCAGAAUGUGAACGCAGAUGCCAACGCUUAUCCAAAUUUUAUGCAAAACAGAAACGUGAAUAGCAGAAUGUGGAAUAAUCUGGGCCAGAAUGUGAAAGCAAAUGCAGACGCCCCUCCCGAUUUUAUGCAAGAUAAAGAGAACAUAAACCUCGAAAGCAAGAAUGAUGUUAGGACUGGCUUGAAUUCUAGGCCAAUGGACUUUGUAAGAGGAAUUUUAGAUGAAGAUAAUUUUAUGAGAGGUGGUUCCUUUCAGUAUCAGUAUCAGUAUGAGCAGGAUGCUGAUCAUGUUCAUAUAAAGAUGUUACGUAAUAAUACCUUUGUGACUGUAACAGAUUCUAAAGGAAAUGUAAAACUCAGUGGCUCUGCUGGGUCAUUGAAAGACCUGAAAUCAGGGCAAAAGCUUUCUAGGUAUGCCGCCGAGGCAACUGCGGAAGUUGUGGGCCGGAGGUCUAGGGCUUUGGGAUUGAAAUCUGUGGUCAUGAAAGUGAAUGGAUUUACCCAUUUUAGCAGAAAAAGGCGAGCGAUAAUGAGCUGGAAGGAGGGCUUUACUUCUGAUUCUCGAGGCGGUAGAAAUCCAAUUGUAUUCAUUGAAGAUACCACUAGAAAACCCCAUAAUGGCUGCAGAUUACCAAAGAAACGACGUAUUUAGGUGUUUGGUAUUGAGGUGGUUGGAGAAACUUUAUUUUACUUGGAUGAAGAAACACUAUAGGUGCCGUUCUGGGCACAUGAUGAUACUUAUCUUGAGCACAUUACUUGUAGACUAUCCGUCUCCUUCCUCCUGUACAAUUUUGAAGAUUAAAUAAUCAGAACUUUCUGUAACAGUAUUUACUACUGAUUGUUGAUUUCUGUCACUGUCGACCACUCUUUUAUAAACUGAAUGAAUAUGAAAGUCAGCUAUUAUUAA
This is a messenger RNA of Vigna radiata var. radiata (mung bean), 1249 nucleotides long. Its product is annotated as probable ribosomal protein S11, mitochondrial. Gene Ontology annotation, biological process: translation; ribosomal small subunit assembly; maturation of SSU-rRNA from tricistronic rRNA transcript (SSU-rRNA, 5.8S rRNA, LSU-rRNA). The record is from RefSeq and is a predicted model, not a curated record. Gene Ontology annotation, molecular function: mRNA 5'-UTR binding; structural constituent of ribosome; small ribosomal subunit rRNA binding. The transcript has 2 exons. Bases 83 to 994 code for a protein of 303 amino acids. Lineage: Eukaryota; Viridiplantae; Streptophyta; Magnoliopsida; Fabales; Fabaceae. Gene Ontology annotation, cellular component: ribosome; mitochondrial small ribosomal subunit.